GCGGCACCCGAGGUUGGGCGCCGCCAGACCCAGCCCUGGGGGCGCGGUCGCCAGGAUUUCAGUGUGCCCAGAGGGGCUCCGGGCCGCCGAGAGCCGCCGCCGAAUGACUUUUGACAAAAAAAACCCUUGACCACCAAGGCCAGCCUCUUCCUGAAAGUCCCGCUCGCUCCGAUACAGGAAGUUGAAGGGAGCGAGAGCCCCAGAGCGCGGCGGCGGCGGCGGUGGCUUCCCCACUCGGCGCGGGGUGGCGGCGGCGCCCGCCCCGGCCCUUCCCGAGGGCCAGCGCCUGGGGCAUGCGGGCGCCCGGGACGUCGCGUUUCGCGCGGCGCGGAGCCUGAGACCCUCCCUGCGCCUUUCCGGAGCUGCCGGCGGCAUGAUCCGACGGGCCGGGGCGCUCGCGCGCGGGGACCCCGCGGGUUCUAUUCCAGAUGUCGGCAAAGGAGAGGAAGAGGAGGAGGAAGAUGGCAUGGGGCUUGGUCUGCCAACCACCAUGAAGAACUGCCUUCCCCGCCGGGGCAUCAGCGUCCUGGAGAAGCUUGUCAAAACAUGCCCAGUGUGGCUGCAGUUAGGUCUGGGCUAUGCAGAGGCGGCCAGGAUCCUGCACCGGGAAGCAGCCGGGAUGUUCCUGGUCCGCCGGGACAGCAGCCUGAAGCACCUGGUGCUGUGUGUUCACUUCCCUUCCCUGAAGGAGAGCUCGUCUGAGGUGCUAGAAUAUACCAUCAAAGAAGAAAAAUCGAGUAAGUACCUGUCCUCCCCAUUCUGGUCCCAACCGCACAGCAGCGCACAGCAGCAAACAGCAGCAGCAAAUGCUGCACGGCUAACCACAGACUCUCUUGUCUACACAGGAGGUGUUUAAAAUUAGAAGGAGCUCUUAGGGUUUUUAAGUACGUGUUAAAAUAAGAACGAAAAAGAAGAAUAAAAUUAGAAGGGGGGAAAACUUUCAAAUGAAGUGACUUAGCCAUGCUUAUUUUGAAUUCAGUUUAUCACUCAAAAGUCAAUGUUAGUUUCCGCUUACGCUCGUCUUGGCUUGUUGACUGGGCUUCCUGUGGCCACAUGAAGUUUUCUCAUUAGCUCAGCAAGGAUGCUGGAGACAAACAAAAAAAAGGAAAGGAAAUGUCUGAGCCCCUGAGUCCUAGUGUAAGCUCAGCACACGAACUGGGUCACUUCACCUCUCUAACCCUAAGAAAGUCACUGAGUGGGUCAACUAACCCAAUGUGCUCGAAGGUUGUUAUUGAACUAGAGUCACUACACCUCUCUAACCCUCAGUUUUCUUAUCUGUUAAAUAGACACAGUAGUCACUGUCCUGUUUGUCUCGCAUUGCUUUUUUGAGGGCCAAAUGGGCAAGUGCUUUGAAAGACAGAAAUCUUGUGUGUGAGCAGGGUUACCUGAAGCAGGCAUGAGAUAAGCCUCAGUAGAAAAAUGUUUUGGGGCCCCCAGUUUGUACUGAUAUGCAAUGCAGCCAGGUUUGGGCCCCUUGUGGAUAGCUGGACUCAGCCAUCUGUGCCAGUUUCCCCAUCCUCAGGGUCCAUGUGUGCACAUGCUAUGUACUAAGAUCCAAAAGGCCUAUUAGAAGAAUCCACGGAUUAUUGCAAGCACUGACUUUUGUCCUUUGUAAAUGGAUCCAGGUUGUUGUGGGAAGCUUUUUACCCUUGGUUAGAAGUAGAGUGAAAAGACUUAAAGAAGAAGGCUCAUUAAAUAUUUUACAGAGCUUGCUUCUCGAGAAACACUUGUCCCCAGUGUCAGACUCUGACAGAGUCCUGGCCUUAGGGGUCUCCCAGUCUGGUUGGAGGACAAGGGACAUGCUGGGGCAGGAGAGGCAGACAUUUCUUGCUGUGCAGUGUAGCAGGUGUAACUGCAAAGAGACCUCUGGGCGGGGACCACAGAGGAUGCAGGGGGACCUUGGGGAGGGUGUCAAAGAGGAGGAAGCCUUCAAGCUGGUCCCAAUGGUGAGUUCA
Molecule: messenger RNA, 1955 nt
Organism: Otolemur garnettii (small-eared galago)
Lineage: Eukaryota; Metazoa; Chordata; Mammalia; Primates; Galagidae
Product: ras and Rab interactor 3-like
Exons: 3
Coding region: 374-856 (160 amino acids)
Source: RefSeq, a predicted model, not a curated record